AUGUCCACAUCGGAGUCGUCUGUGCUGAAGAAGCAGCGCGCAAGGAUCCCCUGGCUGGAGGCGUCCCUGGAUACAAGCAUUGUCGCCUACGAGUUUCACCGCAACGCGCUCGAGAACGUCUACGCGUAUCUGGAGAAGUGGCAGCAGUCGCCUGGCGAGGGGUGCAUCCACAUUAGCCCAGCAACGUUAAGUGAGCUGCUGAACGACAUCGCCGAUGUGCUGGAGCAGUGCGCGCUACGGCUGCAGCCCAUAGACGGCGCAACGCCAGCCGCAGAUUCGCCAACGGAGCAAGCACACUCGGGUCACCGCUUCGGGGACGCGCAUCUCUAUCCCGACAAUGCCCGCGGAACGCGUCGGAACCAGGCAGUGCCCGCCCCACGACAGCAACAGCCCCAGAUGACCCCGCGGUCUGUCUCGGAGCUGUCGAGGGGGAGCCGCCCACGCGGAGCGGAAGACGAUCUGCAUGAGGCAUCGGCGGCGACAACGGAGAGCAGGCAGCACCUGCAGCCGAAGCCGGUGUUGCAGUACCGCCCGCUGUCAUCGUCACGCUCCCGCACGUCGUCUGUGCUACCGGCGAUGAACGCGGGAGCGGCUGAAGCAGUGCCGCCCGUGUACACGACGAGCGCCGACUCAACGCCGCCGCCGUCGCAGGCGCUGGCCGGCUCGUGUAAGCCCCAGCCGAGGCCUCGCGCGCAGCCUCGCAAUCGGACGGGUGUGGCACUGACGCCGUGGCCCAUCAUGGCCGACAGACAGCAACCAAGUGGCGCCGCAGCUGGUCCGGCAGAUCGCACUCGAAGCAACCCGACGCCGCCGUCGGCCCGCCUGCGAGCGGAGGAGAACCACAAUGAGCUGCCCGCACCGCAGUACAGCUCUUACAAGAAAACGGGGCAUCCUCUACUGCCCUCGCCGGAGCGGCGCGCGGCCGCGGAAGAACUCGCGGAACUCGCGGCGGCCGAGGCGGACGUAAAGGCGGAUAGCGCAUACCAGCAGUCUCUCAGCGGGUGCAGCCACAGCCGCGAGAGUGAACGCAACUGUGUCAGCGCCGGGCAUCGCUGGCCUUCCCCUUCCUCGUCGCUGACGUCGCCGUCGCAUCAACUGCCGCCCCCACCGCCUCUGCAGGGGGAGCACCACGGCCAAAGUUACUGGAGCGAGGAGCAAGACAUCCCAUAUCGUCGGGGCUCCUCGGCAGCUGGCGAGCACCGCAGCAGCAACACGGGCACCGGCAGCCACAUCGGCUCGGGCCUGUCUGAGGAGGGUCCACACGCUGACAUUGCACCAGCAGCUGCGAGUGGGCGCCGGGCGGCGGCGACGGUCACCUCCCACCACUCGCACCCGGCGCCGUCGCACCAGCAAAGCAGUGCCGGUGGUCGCGCUCUCAGUCACACAUCCAGUACUCUCAAGGGCAGUCCCUCGGAUGCCGCGGUGGCAGCCGUGGAGUCGCUAUCUUACGCGUCGUCCUCCAUCCCGCACCGUCCUUGCCAACCACGCGGCGGCGCAGCCGGGGCAGCAGCAAUGUAUGCAGGCCAUCCCGUGGAGGCGUCGCAGGCGGGCAGCCUCGGUCUUGUCUACACUCCCAGUGUGACGCCACAGCGGGGCUCGGACAACGGGGCGGUGGUAACGGCCCUGCAGCAGCUCGGUGAGCGCCGCCGCCUGCGCACCCACAGUCAGCGGCCCAUCCCCCCGAAAACGAACGACAGCAGCCAGGUCGAGUCCACCGUGUACCACCGUCGCACGUUGUCGCCCUCAGCGGGGCUGAAGCCUUUGCGGGCCGACUCGCCGGAGACGCUGCGCUUCAUGGAAAGGGAAGACGUCUUCCUCGAGAAGCAGCGGCGACGACUGCUGGGGGAGGAGCACCGCGACCCUCUCCAAUCGCAAAACAACGCCGGCGCCACGCUUUACAUCACGGCUAAUCCUGGCGGUCAGCCCGUCGCGGACGGCGGCAAGGCUGGCAAGGAGGCGGCGCCGGAAAUAACGGCCGUCGAGGAGCAGCUCAUCGCCGAGCACGCGAUCUUGUGCACGCAGCUCGAAAAGAUGCAGAUGGAGAUGUCCAUCGCGGUCGCGCGACACCGUGAGCGCGGAAAUGAGCAGCGCUACACACAGCUGAACACGCGCAUGAAGCGCGUGAUGAAGGACCUGGACAGGGUAGAGUGGGAGCUGCGCGUCGUGCGCAAUAUUGGUCGUCAGUCCCGCUCGCAAUCUCCCGCGAGCGGCAUAUAG
Messenger RNA from Leishmania major strain Friedlin, 2217 nucleotides. RefSeq lists its product as hypothetical. The coding region runs from base 1 to 2217 and encodes 738 amino acids. The transcript has a single exon. The record is from RefSeq and is a predicted model, not a curated record. Lineage: Eukaryota; Euglenozoa; Kinetoplastea; Trypanosomatida; Trypanosomatidae.